AUGGUAGACGGGAAGAUGGCCUCGGCAACCGCUAAUAAUCAUCAAUUAUCAUCAUCAUUAUCAUCAGCAGCGUCAUCGCCUCAGGCGGCAGACGGAGAGGACGGCGUGGAAGCAGCAGCACAAUUAGUAGACAAUAAAAUCCACGACAAACUGCAACAUCCUGUGCGAGAAGACGGUUCGAGUCCGCUGCUUGUCCCCGUGCGGCGUAAGAGGCAAGACAGGGGUGCCAAUGCAGCGACCAGGCCGCGCUGGCAGGAGCUGGACGAAGCGAUGCUGCCAAGGAUAACGGAGGACGUCUUGCUGGUGAGCAACCUGACCGAGGAACGGCUGCGCGAGGAGAACGAACUGCUGGAGCAUCUUAAUCGUGACCGGUUUCUCGAGCGGAAGGCGUCGGUGGACGCGGAACCGAAGCAGGGCCAGCGGAAUGGUAAGAAGGGCCGAAGGCGAAAAGGGCACGGCAAGCACAAGAAACACACGAAGAUCAAGCUGCUUCCGGUGACGCUGGUCGGGGUGCCGGUGGAUGAAAACGGUCAACCGGAAGCGGGGCUGAUCGAAGGGUUGGCGAACGGGGAGGAUCCGUGGACGCAGCUGCAACUGCCCACCGGCAGUAGGGUGGCCAGCCCACUAUUGGACGGACCGGAAGAUCAACCGACCGGAAGCGAACGAAGUGGCCGUCAACCGGUGCCCCGCCCCGAAAGUGUCCGAAAGGGCCCGCGCGUGGUAGAGGUGGUGGACGUGUGGAAGGAAACCACGAUACCGCCGCCGCGGUCCGCGGUCCGCUCAACGAUUGCUGCUUUCUCACCGUCGGAGCGGCAGUUGGACACGGAGCAGAGAAGGCGCGAAAACCGGCAACGGAAGCAGCUCAAGAAAGACGCCGUUACCGUGGCCGGCGCUACCAACACCGUCACCUUCCCGGCCGAUGACCACGCGGGCACUGAGACGGUGUCGGUCGCCCGCGUCAUCAUAUCCGGCGAUCUAUCCUGCAUGCGGGACGACUUUGUGCCGGCCCCGGCGAUCGCCAACGCGGACAUCAAAUAUUUGCGCAACGACCUGUACGGCCUGGAGCACUCCUUUCUCGAGGCGGAAUACCACUGCCGGGUGGGCUACCGGCUAAGGACGAAGCCGGAGUCGUCGUCGUCGUCCGCGGCCAUCGUUACGUCGACCGGAGCCCUCGCGAACGCCAAUCUCGUGUGCCGUAAGUCCCGGUGGAUCGGCAAGCGGCCCGCCUGUGUGCGGAUUAAAUCGUCACCGGAGACAAGGACGUCGCCGUCCGGACAAGGCAAGGCCUGCGGCAAGGAUCACGACUGUCCCCAGGCGUGCCAUCGCGUGCCACCCGAGACGGUCAGCGGACACGCCAACCGCUCGACGGUCUGUUCCUGCUACAAAGGAUUUAAAAUGGUCAACCACCGGUGUGUAGAUAUCAACGAGUGCAUCGAGUACGGCGAGGACGUCUGCGAGUACGGCUGCUCCAACACGAUCGGUUCGUUUACAUGCAAAUGCCCCCGAGGACUGCGAGUCACCGACAAUAACAAAUGCAUGGAUGUAAACGAGUGUCUGCUACGGAACGGGCACGGCCCGUGCCAGGAUACGUGCAUCAACACGUGGAGCAGCUACCGGUGCACGUGCGACGGGCUGCCGGGGACGCGCCUGGCAGCGGACGGCCACGCGUGCGAGGACAUCGACGAGUGUACGGUGGGUAAUGGCGGCUGCUCCCACACCUGUCUCAACACGCUUGGCCGCGCGUUCUGCACCUGUCCGGACGGCUACAUGCUGGACGACGACUGGAAGACGUGUAUCGACGUGGACGAGUGCGCCAACCAGAAAUCGAUCGCCAGCGACCGUCGGUGUCACGGUCGGUGCAUCAACACGGUCGGCUCGUACCGCUGUCAGGAGGAGGCACCGGGGGACGGGGAAAGUUUCGCGGCUGGCGACGGCACGGCCCGAUCCGUGUCGGCGGGAAGCAGUGGUGAGCAGCAACAGCAACAGCAGCUUCCGGACUAUGACACGCUCUGCCCGACCGGUUACCACUUCAACACGACCAUGGGCGACUGCCAAGACACGGACGAGUGCGGUUCGGCGAACGGCGGAUGUCAGCAGCACUGCAUCAACAGCGACGGAAGCUACUAUUGUUCCUGCAAAUAUGGUUUCAAGCUCAACAUCGACAAGCGCUCGUGUUUGGUGCUGAACGACUCGCUGAAGCUGGCGGACGUGGCCUGCGCUCCGCUGUUUCCACCGCGCCACGGUUACCUCGAGUGCAGCCGGCCGAUCGACGAGAUUGCGGACGGACCGAGCCGCGGCAGCCUCAAGAUCACGAACCGACCCGGCAGCCAGUGCCUGCUGAAGUGCCCGACCGGUUACCGGCUCGAGGGCAAGUUUUCGAAAAUCUGCGGCACCACCGGCGAAUGGAUUGGCGACGAGAAUGGCACCUGCAUCCGCUACCCACAUCCGAAGCUGACCUGCCCGACGAGUGUCAACGUGGAGCUGCAUCCGAACGACACGGAAACCACGACGGUGCGCCUGAGGCGCCCGGAAACCGACGUCAGCUGGGACCGUGACGUCCUGGUCGAGCCGGCCUGGGCGAAGAACGAUCCAUUCCUGCUUCCGCUCGGCCCACUCAACGUGACGUACUCGGCCAGGCACCCGGUUUCGAAGUUGCGCACUGACUGCACCUUCACCAUCAACGUGCUGCCCGGUUCUCCGCCGCGAGUGGACUUCUGUCCCGACACGCAGCUCUACACGAUCGAAGGGCGGCAUCAGAGCGUCAAGGCGACCUGGGAGGAGCCAGUCUUCUCGGACAACGUCGGCGUGGUGACGAUCACCAAGUCCAAUAGCCCGGGGACGGACUUUGGCGCCGGGAGCCAUCUGAUCACGUACGAGGCUCACGAUGACGCCGAGUGGAAGAGCCGGUGCGUGUUCAAGAUCGUGGUCAACGUGAGCCCGCAGCAGCAGCAGAACGGUGGCCAGUCGAGUCACCUGCAGCUACCGAUACUCUACAAUCGGUUCUACUUUUAAGCGAAUCGGCGGCGUAGUGUUGUAUAGCAUUUGCAAUCAUAGCCCUGGUUCAGUUACUGGUGCCCCGCCAGCGGAUUGCCGGGAACUUUUCCCCAGGGGCCAGCUUCAUUCUGUUUCUCCCCCGUCGAAGCCGGUAGCCGCAGCAGCAGCAGCAAUGCCCUACAUUCGCCAUCUGCUCCGUGCUCCGUGGGGCAAAGGAUUACGGGGCAGGACACAACACACAAGUGGGAAAACAAUAAAUUGAUCAAAUGAACCAGAAUUUAGACGGUAGCUAUCCGCGUCUGGGGCUUCUUCUGUGUGUGCCCGGAAUGGUUCUCUGUUCCGCACGGUUGGAGAAGCGAGGAAAACGGAUUAUGCAGAUAUAUCAUCACGUACAUAUACACAACUAGGGAGUAAGCAGAGCUA
This is a messenger RNA of Anopheles cruzii, 3417 nucleotides long. RefSeq lists its product as uncharacterized. Lineage: Eukaryota; Metazoa; Arthropoda; Insecta; Diptera; Culicidae. The record is from RefSeq and is a predicted model, not a curated record. The transcript has 12 exons. Gene Ontology annotation, molecular function: calcium ion binding. Bases 1 to 3012 code for a protein of 1003 amino acids.